Molecule: messenger RNA, 552 nt
Organism: Impatiens glandulifera
Lineage: Eukaryota; Viridiplantae; Streptophyta; Magnoliopsida; Ericales; Balsaminaceae
Exons: 1
Coding region: 285-500 (71 amino acids)
Source: RefSeq, a predicted model, not a curated record
AACCAUAGUUUGAAAAAGCAUAAGAAAAUAAACUUUAAUAAAGAAAAAGAAACAUUACAUACCUUUCCCCACCUAUCAACCAAACUAUCCAAUAAGUUUUGCAUCAUUCACCUUCAUGGCUAAGCAAGUUAUUUUGUUAAAAGCCCAUCACUCAUAUAUUAUAUAGCCAUCCAUAUGAUCAUUGAUCAAUCAUCGUCGUAUAUCUAUACCACUUUUUUUUUCUUCUAAAGUUUGUACAAACAUUUAGACUAAGUAGUGAUCAUCGAUCAUAAAUCUUCGAAAAUAUGUAUGUUGAUUGGGGGCCUGUGGUGGUUGCGGUUGGAUUAUUCAUACUUCUAUCGCCGGGAUUGCUCUUCCAGUUGCCAGCAAGAACCAGGGUCGUCGAGUUUGGCAACAUGUAUACUAGCGGAAUAUCCAUCUUGAUUCACGCCAUUCUCUACUUUUGUGUUUACACCAUCCUCGUUGUUGCAAUCGGCAUUCAUAUUCAUACCCAUGUUUAAACUAAUCUAAAAUAAUUCCUAGGCCCAUUUAUAUGCAUACUAUGCUUUUCGA